Messenger RNA from Fomitopsis serialis, 1098 nucleotides. RefSeq lists its product as uncharacterized. Bases 1 to 1098 code for a protein of 365 amino acids. The record is from RefSeq and is a predicted model, not a curated record. The transcript has 3 exons. NCBI's taxonomy places the organism in Eukaryota, Fungi, Basidiomycota, Agaricomycetes, Polyporales, Fomitopsidaceae.
AUGCCCCCACGCCUCCCCCAGGAACUAGCAGAGAUGAUCAUCGACGAGCUCGGCGACACGUACCAGCGCCCAACCCUUGCCGCGUGCUCCCUCACCUGCCGGGCGUGGCUGCACCGGAGUCGCGUCCACAUCCACUCUGCAGUCAGACUCGACCCCAACAGCCACCUCGACCGCCUCUCCGAACUCUACAGCGGCCCUCUCGCGGACUACGUGCGCAGCCUCAGCAUCGAUGCCUCCAGGCUCAAGAAGAUCCACCGGCUCGCGCUGGAGGCCCUCGUUUGGGAGCAGCUGGAGGAGCAGACGGUGCGCAUAUUCCUCACCAACUACGACGACGUGCGCGAUGUCUGGUUGGCCGCAUGCGACUUCUAUAACCCAGCCGCUUUCGUUCGUCUCCUUCAGUCGUUCGGAAAAGCGGACUCGAUUCGCAUGGAGGGCAUGGGAUGCGACCCUGUGGAUUUCGAGGAGGCGCUGGAGGAGAAUGGCCCGGUGCUGCACUUGCAGGCCCUGGAUGUGGGAGAGUUAUGCAACGCCCCGAGCAUCGUCGCCCGGUGGGCGUACCACGGGCGGAAGGAGGUCGUCAUCGAGAGCAUCCACUUUUCGUGGAACCACGAGGACCCCGUCCAUCUCUCGAGGCUGCUGCAGCUCGCUGGUCCCUCUGUGAAGAGCCUUUCCAUCACUAUGGACGACCACGUCCAGCGCGUUCGGACGACCCCAGGCGAACUGCAGGGUGCUGUCGACCUCAGCCAGAACACCGGCCUACGCACGCUACGCGUCCUCCUUCGUCUCGAGACCAGCAACUACAUCGAGGUAUCGUGGAUUGGAGAUGUGCUGUCUCAGCUCUCGUCACAACUUUUGGCGCACAUCCUGAUAUUCAUCGAGUUGCCCUCGUACGAGCUACUUGACAAGCUCAGAUGGGAUCUGAUCGACUCCGCCCUCGCAGAUACGCGCAUCCCCGCGCUCAAGAAGGUCGAGUGCUGCAUACUGCGACGCUACAUGCUCCAUCAAGGCCUGGACCCGAACGCAAUCAAUCGCGUGAGGAACGCCCUGCCAAAGCUCGCGGCGUUGGGAAUACUCGAAGUCUCCCAAGAAUACACCUAA